Molecule: messenger RNA, 1237 nt
Organism: Scleropages formosus (Asian bonytongue)
Lineage: Eukaryota; Metazoa; Chordata; Actinopteri; Osteoglossiformes; Osteoglossidae
Gene: fam89b
Product: family with sequence similarity 89 member B
Exons: 3
Coding region: 260-802 (180 amino acids)
Source: RefSeq, a predicted model, not a curated record
AGAGACGCCACACACCACACACACAAAGAAAAGCCUGCGGGCCAUUGAGAAAAAACGUGUGGAGUCGCAGGUCUCCGCGGGUUAACCUGGAGGUCCGCGGCGGAGAGCGUGUGUUUUACCACGGUUUACCACGGUUCACCACGGUUCUUUUUCUAGCGCAGCUGAGCUGCAGCAAUGGAAACGGGGACAUGCGCUGCGUUCCCGUGAUCUGGACCACGUUCUGGACGGGCGCGCUCAACGUCAAGGAAAAAGUGGGGAAAUGAACGGGUUCCAGGGCAGCCCACCCCCGGAGUGUCCCGUGGGAAGCGCGUGCUCCAUCGAGGGUCUCCCCCCACUGCCCAAGGGCCUCAGCGGCAUCCUCAACUCCAGCGGCGGCUCCUGGAGGGACAUCGAGAAGGUGUACAGCAAGAAGACCCGCAUCCAGGCGGACAUCAGCAAGUCCCGCGUGAGCGACCCCCUGGGGCGCAGCAAGCCCGCGAGCCUGGACGCGGCGCUCGCCGUCCUCCGUAAGGAAAUGGUGGGUCUCAGGCAGCUGGACAUGUCUCUGCUCUGCCAGCUCUGGUCUCUCUACGAGUCCAUACAGGAGUACAAAGGAGCCUUCCAGGACAUUUCGUCCUCUCUGCUGUCCGAGAGCUCCUUCGCCACCGAGAACGGCUACUCCGAGGAGGAAGAGGAGGACGAGGACGAAAACGAUGCCGAAGAGGAGUCGCGGGGUCCGGCCGGAACUUCGCUUUCGCUCCCACAACCGGCCCAGAACUCCCGAGACCAGUGGAUCAAGGAGUCCUUCCACAUUCCCUUAUAGAGACGCUGGCUGUACCGCGGCGCGUCGUCGCGCACGUGUACGGGCCUCUAGUUACACUGUGGCGUCUCGUUCGCUUGGUGCAUUUUCAUACAGCGGCACGUUUCACUAAAUUGCUUUACACAGGAAGGGCAGCAUUUCUUUUGAAGGCUUUUGAAGGUUCAGCAGCUUUAGUUGACCUUUGCAAAAAAAAAAAAGAAACAACCUUUAAAUUAUUGACUUUUUGGCCAAAGUGAACUUGUAUAUAUUUAAAGUAUAAUACACAUACAAAAUUUAGCCCAUUGUAAAGUUUAACUUUAUGAAAUAUUUCAUGUAAUUUAAGUAUUUAAGUUUUUUAAUACAACAUCUCUGUAUCUUUCUUUUACACUUUGAAUUUAAUUAUUCACCCUGGAUUUUUUGUAAAUAAAUGUUUCUAAUGUACACUACUAUUCAAAGUUA